GGGUGCCGCAACAUCAACAACACACAGUCCAAAGAGGUGUAGAAGCAUAAGUGAGCAAGUAUGCGGUAUACAUUUACGUCUACGUCACUAUCUCCAGAGAGAUCAAGAUCUGGACUCGCGUGCAAUGAAUGUCGAAGUAGAAAGCGCAAAUGUGAUGGCGUCCAACCACAGUGCUCCAACUGCGUAGACUUUGGGUCACAAUGCGUUGUUGAUACAAAUAGGAGCGCCAGAGGUCCUAAGAAGGGCUAUCUGAAGGCUCUAGAAAAUAAAAUUGCCCUUCUGGAGAGCCAACUUCAGCAACAACAACAGCAGCCUUUUAUCCAAGAUGCCCAGAGCAGUUCAUCAGAAACACCUGAGAAGCCUCAAAAUAAAGAAUCCUCUGCCAGUCGAGACAUGCACAAUUCCGAACUCAUGCAAGCUGAGCUGAACCAGUUGUACUUUGACCGUGUUCAUCUGUUUGUCCCAAUAUUACACCAAAGAUCUUAUCUUCGUUGGGCAAACACUGCAGAGACCAAAACCCCUAGCCAAGGAUGCCUCCAGCACGCGAUGUGGACUCUGGCAGCCCUGUUAUCUGGGCAAUUUCAAUACCUACAAGAAUCUCUUUACCAAGAAACCAAGAGCAGAUUGGAUCUUUGGAGUACAUCUCGCAAGAAUAGCAAUAUUGACCAAUCUGAUGUCGAAAUGGCUCAGGCGACUGUCCUCAUGGCUCUGUAUGAGUCUAUGAAGGCCCACCAUUGGCAAGCCUGGAUGACUGCCGGUCGAGCCUUUCGCCUUGUCCAGCUAAUGAAAUUACACGAGCUAGACAGACCUGAAUCUAAAGAUGCACGAGAGCCUAAUUCUAUCGUGCAAGAAGAGAAACGCCGCGUAUUUUGGAUGGCGUACUUUCUCGACCACCUCAUUAGUAUGCGCAACGAUUGGCCAAUUACGCUCAAUGAACAUGUCAUAUGUACGCGACUUCCUGUUGCCGAGGCUGAUUUCCAAACUAGCCAGCCUACCGUCGGGCCCUUCUUGUCCGAAGCCAUGACUGAGAGCCGUCCGUGUGUUCUAUCGCCAUUAAACGAGUGCAUAAUAUUUGCCACGAUUUGCGGUAGGAGCCUUCUUCAGUACCAGCAGCACAGCAUUCGAUCUGUUUAUGGGGAUGAAAGCACAGACCAGCCAGACCAUCAGCAGUGGCUCAAUGGUAUCCUAGCUAGCCGCCUGCAGAUCCUCGGGGAGCACUACCCCGCGCCGGCAGAUACUGAUGAUACUAUGCUGCUAUUUGCUCACAUCAUGGCGCAGACGUCUAUUCUGUACCUAUGUCAAAGUGGGAUCUAUGGGCGCCCUGGGGCCAUGGUGCAGGACCGCCAGGACCCAGCCACCCUCGACAUGCUGAAGCCGGGACUGGAGGCUGCCACUAGAGUCGCUUCCAUGGCGGAGCUUCUAACCGAGUUUCAUGUAUUCAACAUUCAUCCACUGAUGCCCAUGCCGCUGUUUGUUAGCGUCGAGUUCCUGUACAACAACCGAGAGCGCGGUGAGUCAAUCAAGGCACAACUCGAAAGAUUUCUCGGAAUACUCGGGAAACUGAAAAACAUAAACGACCUGUCGAAAAGCUAUGUCCACCUGCUUGGCCUGACUUGCACAGCCGUGUCUUCACAGAUAGUGUCUGCUUGACUGCGUAUAUACGCGCUAUUAUUGAAAAACAAUGAGAAGCAAUUUUGAAAAUCAAGAAUAUUAAAAACAAUUCAAGAAUACUAGUUACACAAUCAUGUAAUAAUAUUGCGCUUCUGGAUAUUUUGUGUGGCGGUGAGAGAAGGCCCUUUCGCUACAACAAGCUUUUUUACACGCUUACUUAGCGAAGAAUAAAGGAUUGAGAUGGGUUAGGCAUUCUGUCAGAACGGUAGCGUCAAGCUGUCCCAAG
[Torrubiella] hemipterigena is the source of this 1897-nucleotide messenger RNA. Lineage: Eukaryota; Fungi; Ascomycota; Sordariomycetes; Hypocreales; Clavicipitaceae. The record is from the annotation of a GenBank genome assembly.